CCAUGAAGGUGCUCCUCCUUGUCCUGCUGGCCACCAGCCUGGCCCUGCAGCCAGGCACCGCCCUGCAGUGCUACUCCUGCGAGGCGCAGGUGAGCAACCAGGACUGCCAGACGGUGAAGAACUGCACCGAGGCAGAGACCCAGUGCUGGACCUCGCGCAUCCGUGCUGUGGGGCUCCUGAGGCUGAUCAGCAAGGGCUGCACCUCCCACUGCGUGGACGACGCGGAAAACUACUACGUGGGCAGGAAGAACGUCACCUGCUGCUCCACAGACCUGUGCAACGCCAGCGGGGCCCACGGCCUGCGGCCGGCCGCCGCCCUGGGGCUGCUGGCCGUGCUUGGCAGCCUGCUGCUUGGGGGGUCCAGCCAGCUCUAGCCUGCGGGAAGGCCCAGGGCCCUGAACUGCCACACACCUGCCCCAGCCCAGGACCCUCCUGCCCCUGAAGGCCCAGGGACCCAGGCCCAGUUCCCAACAUGGGUCUGCCUGUGCCCCCUGCCCCUCGGCCCUCCUGUGGCUCCUUCUAGGAGUCCUGCCCAGCUCCUACCCACUGGGCAGACUGGGCUGUGGGCCCGCAGAGGGCUCUUCCCACGCCUGCCCCUGGCAGCCAUGGUCUCCACAGCCCUGUAACCCCUCACUCAAGUACCUCUUCCUCCAGGAAGCCUUCCCUGCCCACCCCUCCUGAGCUGAGGCAGGAGGGCCCAGCCAAGGCUGAGAUGAGACGGACUGAGUGGGGUCGGGGACUGGGAGGGUCAGGAGACUGGGGAGUCAUGGGAAGGCCGCCCAGCACACAGGAGGCCCUCAAUAAACA
This is a messenger RNA of Lepus europaeus (European hare), 807 nucleotides long. It is a transcript of the gene PSCA, whose product is annotated as prostate stem cell antigen. The record is from RefSeq and is a predicted model, not a curated record. The coding region runs from base 3 to 374 and encodes 123 amino acids. Lineage: Eukaryota; Metazoa; Chordata; Mammalia; Lagomorpha; Leporidae. The transcript is spliced from 3 exons.